Messenger RNA from Sus scrofa (pig), 1555 nucleotides. Lineage: Eukaryota; Metazoa; Chordata; Mammalia; Artiodactyla; Suidae. The record is from RefSeq and is a predicted model, not a curated record.
GGGAAGCGGCGGGGAGGAGACAGGCUGCAGCCAAGGCAGUUACACGUUUUCCCCCCAGGAGCCUCCGAGGUCACGGGCUUGGGGAAGGGGACGCGGAGGGGCGAGCAUGGCGGGGCCCGCGCUGUCUCCCGGGCUCAGCAACUGGUUGGUGCUGCUGCUGCUGCUCCUCUCAGGUGAGACGGUGCUGGAGGCCGAAACAAAGGAACUCCGGGAUCCCAAAGGAGGCGCUUGCUCCCGGAUCUGGCAGCACCCACGUUUCGUGGCCAGGAAACGGGGCUCCAUGGUGGAAAUCAGGUGCUACGUGGAGGACCCCGGCAUCGUAAGCUGGCUCCGGAAGCAGGAGGCGGACUUGGAGCCCAAGAUAUUUCCGCCCGAAGAGGGCCGCAUCAUCCAGAAUCAGACCACCUCCGAGGCCACUCUCAUCAUCCAGGGUGUCCAGUUUCAGGACAACGGUGUCUAUUACUGCAAGCAGGAGUGCUCCAAGGAGCCCCUGAGGACAGAGCAGGGCUGUGGCACUGAGCUUCGGGUCAUGGGGUUCAGCACCCUGGCACAGCUGAAGCGGCGGAACACGCUGAAGGAUGGCAUCAUCAUGAUCCAGACCCUGCUCAUCAUCCUCUUCAUCAUCGUGCCCAUCUUCCUGCUCCUGGACAAGGUGACGGGGACAGGGGGGCCGGGAAGCAGCCGGAGGGCAGGCCAGACGUGCGCGGGGUCUCCGUUUCCCCAGAGCCUGCCCGCUGACUCGCCUCGUCAGCUACUCCUUCGUGCGUCAGCUCUUCUUGCGGAGUGCACCUCACCCCUGACCUCUCACCUUUUACCUCUCACCUCUCACCGGGGCCAAUCUCCUGGGGCCUCCGCAGCCUGGCCCAGCGGUGGAGGGGGUGGGGAUACUAACGCUCUGCUCUCCAUCCUUACCCGCCAGGACGACAGCAAGCCUGGGAUGGAAGAGGAUCACACCUACGAGGGCCUGGACAUUGACCAGACAGCCACUUACGAGGACAUAGUGACACUGCGGACAGGGGAGGUGAAGUGGUCGGUGGGUGAGCACCCUGGCCAGGAGUGAGGGGCCGGCCAUCCCUGCGCCCCCGGGCCCAGCCUGCUGGACCCUCAUUGACUGCUUCAGAGCCGCCUGGCUCCCAGCCCACCCCCCUUUCUCUGGAGCCCCUGUCAGCCUCCAAAGCUGGCCAGCCAGAUCCGCCUGUCCCUCCCGCCCUUGGUCCCCAACUCUCACCGGAGGGACUGGAGUGGAAGGGCCGCAGGGCAGUGAUUUGGAGGAGGGAGUUCUCUGGGGCUAGACUGGACCCAGCCCUCUGGGGGUGCCGUGCGGAGAUCCACGCCCCGUUCAGGAUGGAGAAGGCAGAGACGUGUCUGGAACCUAUAGAUGGACUCAGAGCAGACCGGCUUUCUGCGGAGUCUAGGAAGGGCCAGGGCCCACCCCGAUGUGGCCACGGAGGGGCCACCAAGAGCUUCAUCCCUCUCCUACCCUCGCCCACCCCAGGGGCUCCUGGCCUCAAACCCAUUCUCCCAUGGAAUAAACAGUGUGUCUUGAGAAACCACA